Molecule: messenger RNA, 3229 nt
Organism: Rhineura floridana
Lineage: Eukaryota; Metazoa; Chordata; Lepidosauria; Squamata; Rhineuridae
Gene: SYNGR1
Product: synaptogyrin 1
Exons: 4
Coding region: 604-1305 (233 amino acids)
Cellular component (GO): neuromuscular junction; synaptic vesicle membrane
Source: RefSeq, a predicted model, not a curated record
GCAGCUUAUAUAAUGCAUGCUUUGGUAUGAGGUAGGUUUGGGGUCUGAAAAGCUCCGUUUUAGCAUCCUGCCUCCCCAUAACUGGGUUUCUGUGGAGAAGUCACCAGAGGCCUGCGGAGUCUCCGGACGCUCACACUACCCUGCCCUCCAAGGGGCUACGGCUGAGAGUGCACGCAGGCGCGCUCUCUUCUUCUGGUGCUUGCGCCAAGCCCCACGACUGCCGCUAAUCUAGAGCGCGCCUGGCUCGAGCUGCGCGGAAGCCUGCCGCUGCCGCCCUGGCCGUGAGGUUGUUUCUCUUUCCUUCACCCUCAGCCAGGCAAAACAAGGCGGCGAGCGAGAAGCGAGGCAGAGAGGCAGGGCUGCCCAUGCACAGCGAGUCUCCACCGGCCCGCCCUUCCAUUGCACUGAGCGCCUCCUUUGCGGAAUUGCUUCCCUGAAGACUGUCCCUCCACAACGUGCCCUCAUCGCUAGGAAGCACGGGCUGGGCCUCCUUCCCCUCUCUUAAGCACCAGCGGCUCACCGGUGCAAGAAACUUGUAACUGCUGGCAGAGGGAACAGCAGAGAACGAAGCGCGACGGGUCUUGUCACUGGGCUGCUCCCAGCAUGGAAACGGGCGCGUACGGAGCCAGCAAAGCUGGGGGCGCCUUUGACCCGCAGACCUUCGUCCGGCAACCUCACACGAUCCUCCGGAUGGUUUCUUGGCUUUUCUCCAUUGUUGUAUUUGGCGGCAUUGUGAACGAAGGCUACAUCAACCGGUCAGAUGAAAAGGAAGAGUACUGCAUCUUCAAUCGCAACCAGAAUGCCUGCAACUAUGGCAUCACAGUGGGAGUCCUUUCCUUCCUCAGCUGCCUUCUUUACCUGGCUCUAGAUGUCUACUUUCCACAGAUCAGCAGUGUCAAGGACCGCAAGAAAGCUGUGCUCUCUGAUAUUGGUGUUUCUGGCUUGUGGUCCUUUCUCUGGUUUGUCAGUUUUUGUUUCUUGGCUGACCAAUGGCGUGUAUCAAAGAACGAAGACAACCCAAUGAAGGAAGGUGCAGAUGCAGCCCGAGCAGCCAUCACAUUUUCUUUUUUCUCCAUAUUUACCUGGGUGGGCCAGUCAUUUCUGGCAUUCCAGCGAUACCAGCUUGGAGCCGAUUCCGCCCUCUUCUCCCAGGACUACACAGACCCGAGCCAGGAGGCUGGCAUGCCUUAUACACCCUAUACAAACGAAGAUGACACUACAGAUAGCCUGGGGACGUAUCAACAGGCCCCUUCAGCAGAUGCUUUUGAUGCAGAGACACAGGGGUACCAAACACAGGACUACUAAGAGCCGGUGGAGCCCUUACCCCCCCUUCCCCUCUGCCCGCUCCCCUCUGCCACCAACAAGCCAAGGUGCAAAACAAGUCGUGUGUGUACUGGAGCAAGCAAGUGGCUCUCAGCCACUCUCCAGCCUUCUAGGGUCUCUGUUUUUAUUUCUUAUUUUUUUAAACAGGACAAAAAGAGAAAAAAGAAUCUCUGACACCUUUUCCCUCUUCCGAAUUCUCCAUCAAAACCAAAUUGUUGAUUGCAAAGUGCUUUACUGUCCAUGUUGCAGCAAGAGUUCUUUCUCUCUUUGUAUGGGGAGCUACUGCAGGCAGGAAAUUUGGCUCAUGCUUCUCUGUAGGGCGAAGAGGGAAAGGAUUUCAGGAUAGGGUCAUGGAAAGCAUGGUGGCUGGACAGGUGGGGAAUGAGUGGGUGAGAUGGUGUCAAAGGCUGACGUGUCUGUGCAUGAGUGUGAGAACAGAACCUGGAGAGAUGGAUAGACCUGUGAGCAUGCAGGCAUGCAAGGGUGAGUGAUACAUAAACAGUGAGUGUUAUAAAUUAUCUCAGAUAGGAUAGAUGUGCACUUUAACUGAGAUUAUAAAGACCCACAUCCAGUCCUGUUAGGGUUGAGAACACUGGGCUAAAAAGGGCAUUGUUUAGCUAAUUUUCAUGAACAAGAGCUUGGAAAAGUUACUUUUUUGAACUACAAGUCCCAUCAGCCAAUCCAGUGGCCAUGCUGGCUGGGGCUGAUGGGAGUUGUAGUUUAAAAAAGUAACUUUUCCAAGCUCUAUCAUGCUAGGGUGUUUAUAUUGGGAGGGUGGGGUAGGAAGAGAAAGUGGCCACAUGAGGCUUCAUCUCAAGCAUAUAUUGUGGUUGGGUGCUCACUCAGCUUGCAGUUUAGACAAUGCGGUGCAGAGCCCAACUGCAGUCUGAUCUUACGGCAGAAGUAUUAUGUGAUUACUUCCCUAAGAGCAAAAUGCAGGUAAAAGUUAAUCCAGGUUGAAAAAGUACAGGGACAUUGGUUGUAUUUGUUUUGGAUAGGAGGCAGGUCUUGGGUGAGGAACACUCCACAGCCACCUAACACACCAUCUGAUGAAUUAAGUUUGUUUAAUUUGUUGUUGUUUUUUAAAAAAACAAAUGGAGAAGUGUUGAGCACAGCAUGUGAGGAAAUUUUCUGGCAUAACCAAAACCCAUAGGAACAUGUAGAUUUAAACCAAGAGAGGAAAGAGCUGAUUUUUAAAAUGAAAUUACGAAGUGUGUCCCAUUGGAUUUUGGCUGGUGCAUCCUUCAAUGUGUUUCCUGUUCAUGACUCACCAUAGUGUUGGAGUACAUGGAAGUGGGAUCCCAUCUCCAGGACAGAGGCUAUUUAUUCUCUCUUAGAUUCAGAUUCCCAGAAAUAGAUUGCCACAGGAUUACAUAUUGCAGUGCAGAGUUCAGUUGGGAAAAUAGCUUUAUACUGCCACAAUUGUUUGGAAAAUCUGUUCUUGAUAACUAGGCUUAGAUUAUUAGAAAGCUGGACACAUCGGAACACUGGCAGAAAUGGUUAAAUGUGCCAAAAUUCCCUGAAAAUACUAACCCACCUUGACAGUGUAAAUCAGACCUCAGUUGAACAGCAUUACUGUGGCUACACUAUAGCUCACUGGAGCAUUCCCGCUUUCCCAAACUGCUUUUUGCUCUUGGUUUAUAGGGAGUGUGUCCUCCUAAGUAAUUAACAUAUGGGAAGGGGGGCAAUAACUGAAAUGAUUCCCUAGGAAUAAGCCACAAUCACAGAUUGAUCCAAUACAUGUUUGCUUGGAAGUAAGCCCCAACCAGUUCAGUGGGGCUUCCUCAUGAGAAAAUGUGUCUAUUGGACUACAGCUUAAAUAUGUUUUUGCACAUACACAUAAAAUGAACUUCUAAAGAGAGGUGUGAGGAUCAAAACCUGUCUGUAAUAAAUAUUUAUAGCAUUA